GAAAAAUGCUUCAAGAACAUGUUAAAAACUCCAAAUUCCUCUGAGUGGAUCUUUGAUCUCAACAACCUUCAGCCUCUUAUCUGUAAGGUUCUACUAACUAGUACUACAGUGAAAUACUUCUACUAUUUCCAUGGCAUCCCCACAAUCACACAAAAACCGUGAGAUGUCUCCUGAUCAAAUGAAGUGUUCCAAAAAGAAAACCCUGCUCUUCCAUUCGACAGUUUGGCCUUACAUCUGAGCGAGAAUCCUCCACAAAACCAGACACAAGUCCUGGUUCUGCUGUUUUCCUGCUUCAUCACAUCGUACGACGUUCAGGUGCAGGCGGGUGGCCUCAGCUGUCAGGACUGAGUGCUCUCAGCUGUGAAGCUGCUGCUGCUGCUUUGUCUUAACUCUGGAGCUGAAAGGUCCAGAUCGGCUUUAAAAGUUGAAGCGUCAUGGACGAGUCGGCUCUAGAGAGGUACUUUGAUGAGUCCAUCAUACAUGACUCCAACUUUGUGUUGGAGGAGGAGCUUGAGCUCCAAGGGCCCCGGCGGGUCCUCUCCUCCACCCCCUCUGCACAGCGCCCCUCCCAGCUGGCGCCAAAGUCCAGAGCAACCGGAAGAUCGGGCGACGACUUGGACCUCAGCUUCCUGCCGGAUGAGCUCGGCGGUCAGAAUGGGCCUGGGUUUAGCAGCACAGGUGUGCUCACCUGCUCUCAGGCUGUUCCUCCAGAGACGAAGGUCCCCAACGACGGAGCAGCAGGUGGGGGCUCUGAUCCUGUGGAGGAGCGGCCUGAAGCUCCAGAGCUUUCUCAGGACAGUGGCGUCUCUCUGGACUGCAGCGCUCUGGCGUCCGCCGCAGCCAGGCCGUUGCAGCGCACCCCUGCGGCAGAGCUCAGCACGGCGGCCUCGCCCUUCUGCGUGAUGACCCCCAUGACCCCUAUGACCCCCAUGACGCCGGUCACUGAGGGAUCAGGAAUUGUCCCCCAGCUGCAGAACAUCGUUUCCACGGUGACCCUGGGAUGUCCUCUGGAUCUGAAGUUUAUCGCCCGCCAGGCCAGAAACGCAGAGUACAACCCGAAGCGCUUCGCGGCGGUCAUCAUGAGAAUCCGUGAGCCCAGGACCACGGCGCUCAUCUUCAGCUCAGGGAAGAUGGUCUGCACGGGGGCCAAGAGUGAGGAGGAGUCGCGACUGGCGGCUCGGAAGUACGCACGGGUGGUCCAAAAGCUGGGAUUCUCGGCUCGCUUUCUGGAGUUUAAGAUCCAGAACAUGGUGGCCAGCUGUGACGUCUGCUUCCCCAUCAGGCUGGAGGGGCUGGUUCUGACCCACCAGCAGUUCAGCAGUUACGAACCCGAGCUGUUUCCGGGCCUCAUCUAUCGGAUGGUGAAGCCUCGGAUCGUCCUGCUCAUCUUCGUCUCUGGGAAGGUGGUUCUGACCGGAGCGAAAGAGCGAGCAGAAAUCUACGAGGCCUUCGAGAACAUCUAUCCCAUCUUGAAGGGCUUCAGGAAACAGUGAGAGUCUCUCUAAUCGAAAGAAUUCAGAGUUUAUGUCAAACGCGUUUCCACCUUUACAGAAAAUAAAUGUGUUGUAACGGAA
This is a messenger RNA of Oryzias latipes (Japanese medaka), 1574 nucleotides long. RefSeq names its product TATA box binding protein like 2 (gene tbpl2). The record is from RefSeq and is a predicted model, not a curated record. Gene Ontology annotation, molecular function: DNA binding. Lineage: Eukaryota; Metazoa; Chordata; Actinopteri; Beloniformes; Adrianichthyidae. Gene Ontology annotation, biological process: DNA-templated transcription initiation.